Messenger RNA from Halichondria panicea, 2400 nucleotides. RefSeq lists its product as uncharacterized. Gene Ontology annotation, biological process: telomere capping; regulation of telomere maintenance via telomerase. Gene Ontology annotation, molecular function: telomerase inhibitor activity; G-rich strand telomeric DNA binding. The transcript is spliced from 2 exons. Lineage: Eukaryota; Metazoa; Porifera; Demospongiae; Suberitida; Halichondriidae. Bases 50 to 2203 code for a protein of 717 amino acids. The record is from RefSeq and is a predicted model, not a curated record. Gene Ontology annotation, cellular component: nuclear telomere cap complex; chromosome, telomeric region.
GACACUGCAUGCUGAAGUUUGAAGAGAUCACAGUUAAUGAAUUACAACUAUGGCCACCAGCAGUAGCACUGACAAAGAGGAGAGACAGGUUCUCGGUUUCAAGACAGUCAAGGGUCUGGAGAGACAUGUGCAGAAGCUGCAACUGAGACGGAUAAUGAUUGCUGAUCUUAACAUGAGCAGCGAUAUGGAAGGAGGUUACAUUGGAGGUCGUGUUGUGGCCUCUCAUGCCUCCUCCUACAGUCAAGGUCAUACUCUGACCAUCUUUGUGAGGGACGAGUCUGUAUCAGACACACAGGACGAUAGCUGUCAGUUGUUGAUGAACAUCGAUGGAGAGAUAGCCGAGGAUAUGCCCAGUUUAUUGUCGGAGGAGUUCAUGUUAUUUGUGAGCCAUGGUUUGAUUAUGCUCAAUGAAGUGGAGUUCAGCCAGGAUCACGAUUGUUGUUUGCAAGUCAAGGGGCCACAGCCAAGAGUCUGGAUUGUCCACAAGAGUGCAGAGAAGCCCGGGUUCUUCCAGCGGCAGUCCUGCAAGGCAGCCUGGUUCCAGAAGCAAAAGAAGAGGUUGGAAGUUGAGGCAGCUGAACCCAAAGAGACCUCCCCACCCAUACCCUCGGCUGUCCAGGACUCUCAACAAUCUACUCAAAAUGCGGACAACUAUUCCCUCCCCUCCGACUACAACUUCCCUCCUGACUCAGCAUUUAUCUCCUCUGCUGAUGACACGAGUACAGCUAGCAGUAGUAGCAGUAGCAAUGAGUCCGAUAUUCCCUGGGAGAGUAGACAAGUCAAGCGAGGAGACACUGGACGCAAGUAUGUGUACAAGAACCUAUCAGAGAUACAAUCUGGAGACAAGAAGAUGUACGUGUAUGCCGUUGUCAAGGAUUUCACAGAGCCCACACAGACACGCGGCACUGACGUAUACUCUGUAAUGUGGUUGAUCGAUGAAAGUACCCAAGCUGGAAUCAAAUGUCUCAGCUUUGCUCGAAGUGUAGACAAGCUUCCCCAAGUACGCAGGAAAGGUGACGUGGUGUCCCUUCAUCGCGUGUACUCUGAAGUGUACCAAUCUUGUCUACAAUUGAUUAACAAUCGAUUUUCCAGCUCGUUGAGAUUCAGUGGUAAAGUAGGUGGAUCGCUGAAAGCCCACACGAGCGCAUUGUCAUACACCCUCUCUCGUGAGGAUAAGCAGAGGGUCAGGCAACUGAGGGCAUGGUACCUACAGCAAAGCAGAGGACACUGUAUCAAGGUCAAGGAUGUCACCGAAGAGUCAUCGUUUGGACUCACCUGCCAACUAGUUAGUGUCUCUGUAACUGGUGACUGUCUUGUAUUGACCGUGUGGGAUGGCACUAAACCCAACCUCUCUCUGCACACACGACAAGUGGGCAAGGAAGACGAUUUGAGAACUGUUCAAGCACUCAAGACUGUAGCCUAUGGAUUUACAUACCAAGUGGCCAUCAAAGACCUCUCACAUUGUACCCCUGCACUGAAACCUGGUAGCAUUUUGCUCAUCAACAACGUUACAACUGCCACAAUCGAUGGACAAGUUGAACUUUGUGUAAACGAUCAAAAACUGAACGACUGCAUUGAGGUCCUCCAGGCACGAGAUUAUGCACACGUAGAGCUAUUGGAGACCCUCCAAAGUGUGUCUGGCCCCACUACAACAACCACCCCUCAUGCACAGGCCCCCUACAUUACAAUCGCCACUCUUCAUCAACUCACUGAGGUCCCACUGAGAGCACACUUGAGAGUCAAGAUGGUAGCCAUUUGUACCCAAAGCCUUGAGGACAUGGUCAGACUGCACUGCACCCAUUGUGGUCUACUGGAGCAUCUCACACCAGAAACAAACGUUAAUGCUAAAGGAUUGUCUACCCUCCCUUGUCCCCGUUGCCCCAGGAAAUCAUUCCCUCACUGCUCCUAUGUGUUCCAGAUGACUGUCACUGACUUGAGUGGGGAGGUGGUCAUCCUACACGUUGCCUACCAUGAAGCCGCCAAACUCCUGGGAAAAGUCCACCCCACCAAUCUGUACCGUUGCCAAACCCCUCGCUAUCGAUUGUUGCAAAGGCUGAACCAUUUCACAGGUGGAAAUAAUCCGUUCAGCCCUCAGACUAACCAGCCCAGACCCUGGAUAGAGUGCUGUGUCGUCAAGAUCAAGUAUGAAGAGGCUUUCUACCACGUCUUGUUUGACACGAGCAUCACCAUGGACACUGUCUAACUCUAGAUCUCUUAAUUGCCCUGACUGACAGAGACUACUAGAAUUAUUGCCAUCUCGAUCCUUAUUGUUGUGUUAAUUGUGUCUACUUACAUGCUAUUAUCACAUUAAGUUGUUUCAUCAAUAAUAAAUUACUAGCUCACUUUAUGGCUGUUAUGAAAAUUAUCUUCAUUGCACAACAAUCUUGAUAUCCAUAAUAA